Molecule: messenger RNA, 1979 nt
Organism: Myripristis murdjan (pinecone soldierfish)
Lineage: Eukaryota; Metazoa; Chordata; Actinopteri; Holocentriformes; Holocentridae
Product: E3 ubiquitin-protein ligase TRIM39-like
Exons: 2
Coding region: 143-1534 (463 amino acids)
Molecular function (GO): zinc ion binding; protein binding
Source: RefSeq, a predicted model, not a curated record
GAGCUUUUAGAAGAGACACGGCUCAAAGUGAAAGUAACUUUCAGGGAUAUUUUCCAGAGCAGGAAGCCUUGCCAAGACUGACUGACUGACUUCCUGUUUGAACUGCCUGCCUGGUGAGUUUUUAUCUUCUCCCAGAGACCAAAUGGCUUCCAGAUUAGAGGAGGAUCUCUGCUGUCCUGUCUGCCAGGACAUCUUUAAAGAUCCUGUGAUCCUGUCAUGUAGCCACAGCUUCUGUAGAGCCUGUCUGCAGAGCUGGUGGACAGAGAAACUGAUAAACGAGUGUCCAGUUUGUAAGGAAAUAUAUUUUAAUCGUGAUCCACCUCGUAACCUGGUGUUGAAGAACCUGUGUGAGGCCUUCUUACUGGAAAGAGACCAGAGAGCUUCAGCAGGGCCAGAGCUCCUCUGCAGUCUGCACUCUGAGAAACUCAGGCUCUUCUGUCUGGACCAUCAGCAGCCAGUGUGUCUCGUCUGUCGAGACUCAGAAACUCACACCGACCACAGAUUCAGACCCGUCAACGAAGCUGCACGAAACCACAAGAAGGAACUUCAGGAGUCACUGAAGCCCUUCCAGGAGAAACUGGAGCUCUUUAAUAAAGUCAAAGCAAACUGUGAUGAAACAGCAGAGCACAUUAAGGUCCAGGCCCGACGCACAGAGAGGCAGAUUAAGGAGGAGUUUAAGAAGCUUCACCAGUUUCUCCAAGAGGAAGAGGGGGCCAGGAUGGCUGCUCUGAGGGAGGAAGAGGAGCAGAAGAGUCGGACGAUGAAGGAGAGGACGGAGGCUCUGAGCAGAGAGAUAGCAGCCCUUUCAUUCACAAUCAGAGCCAUAGAGAAGGAGCUGAGAGCUGAAGACGUCUCAUUCCUGCUCAACUACAAGGCUACAGUGGAGAGAGUCCAGCGCCCCCUGCUGGAGGAUCCACAGCUGCUCUCAGGAGCUCUGAUAGACGAGGCCAAACACCUGGGCAACCUGAGCUUCAACAUCUGGGACAAGAUGAAGGAGGUGGUCUCCUACACUCCUGUGGUUCUGGACCCCAACACCGCUGGUUCAAGACUCGUCCUGUCUGAAGAUCUGACCAGUGUGAGACGAGGACAGAGACAGAAACUUCCUGAAAACCCAGAGAGGAUUGGGGGUGUCCUGGGAUCUGAGGGCUUCAGCUCAGGGACUCACAGCUGGGACGUUGAGGUUGGAGAAAACACAGACUGGGUCCUGGGUGUGUUAGAAGAGUCCGCCCAGAGGAAGGGAGAGCUACAGCCUGGAGGUUGGACAGUAGGGUUCUAUAAGGGUAAAUAUGCAGCAAUGGCCACAUCAAAUAAAGUCACUGUUCUCCCAGUGCAGGAGAAGCUCCAGAGCAUCAGAGUUCAUCUGGACUGGAACAGAGGACAGCUGACCUUCUCUGAUCCUGAUACUAACACACACAUACACACCUUCACACACACUUUCACUGAGAAGCUAUUUCCAUUGUUUGAUACUGGAGAUGAAGUGCCUCUGAAGAUUUUACCAGGGAGGGUCUCUGUAACAGUGGAACAGCACAGAUAAUGAUGAUGAUGAUGAUGAUGAUGAUGAUGGUGUCAUGGUGUAUCACAAGCUGUCCAUUUUUUUAUGGGGGAAACUGCUCUCAUUUGAAGGCCUACAGGCAAAAUAUUACAUUACAUCAUAACAAUAUAGAAAAAUGUUUUACUAUAUCAUGAUUACAGCAUUUAGAAGAAAAUAUGCUGUGUUUUCAUAUAAAGAAUGGCUCAGAAAAUUGUUUAUCUUAAAUAUGUCAUGAAUCCAUGUGCAUCUUACACAGCAUUAACCAGUGAAAACAUGAACUGUGGAUGAACAGUGACGGGGUGAGUCGUGCUCAAUAAGAGUCUGUCUCAGAGAAACAUAACGUGCUCACUUCUGAUAGAAAAGAGGAAACAGGAAAUGUCAGAGAAAAGAAGAUGAAUGUUUAGAAAAGUUGAUUUCAGUGUGUAAUGUAUAAACCUGCAUGUAAUAA